Adineta ricciae is the source of this 978-nucleotide messenger RNA. The record is from the annotation of a GenBank genome assembly. NCBI's taxonomy places the organism in Eukaryota, Metazoa, Rotifera, Eurotatoria, Adinetida, Adinetidae.
AUGUCUUCAAAUACUAGUGGUACUGCAGAUUUUAUUAUUCAAUCUCAAUAUAUUUCUCAAUAUUUGGGUCUUACGUUGGGUUUUGCUUUAUUCCUUUGUGGAAUUAUCGGUAAUUUUCUGAAUAUAAUUGUAUUUCUAUCGGUUGGUAAUUAUAAACAAAAUCCUUGUUCUCUUUAUAUGUUUAUUGGAUCAAUUCUCAAUUUACUUGAUGUUAUUAUUGGUAUUGGACCAAGAAUUUUAAUUUUAGGUUUUCAAAUAGAUUUGCAACAAAUGAAUCGUAUCUGGUGUAAAUUUCGAAUAUCAUUACUUAAUUUUCUUGGUCUCAGUUUAUCUACAAUUAUUUGUCUACAAUCUGUUGAUACUUUUCUUUGUACUUCACGAUCCGUUAAUUUACGACAACGAAGUAAUAUUAAACGUGCACGAUUAUUACUAUUGAUUAUUGGAUUAUUUUGGUCAAUGCAUGAAAUAACAACAUUUAUUUUACAAGAUAUUGUUAUUGUCAAUGGUAUACCAUCAUGUGUAAUGACAAGUUCCAUCUAUGCAUCGUAUCGUAGUUAUUUUAUAGUUCCUGUAACAACUAUCACUAUUCCUAUUUCAAUUAUUAGUAUCUUUGGGUUUUAUAGUUAUCGACAUUUUAUAAAUCAACUUGGAAAUGAUUCUCAUUCAUUUUCUGCAGUGACAAAACAAUUUACAAAAAUGGCUUUAUGUCAAAUUGUUAACGUAUUGUUAUUUCAAGGUCCAUUUGGAUGUGCAUCAAUCUAUUUCCUAGCUACGACAAAUGUUGUUAAAGAUUCUUAUCGACAAGCUCAAGAAAGAUUAGUUACAGCAUUUUUCAGUGUUUAUGUCUAUGGACUAUAUGCGACUCCUUUCUAUUGUUAUUGUAUUGCAUCGAAACGAUUUCGUAAUCAACUUUGUCAAGUAUUUCAUCGUUUUACAUGUCAACGAGCAAGUAAUCGAGUGCAACCAGAAACACAAUAA